Messenger RNA from Trifolium pratense (red clover), 987 nucleotides. RefSeq lists its product as uncharacterized. Bases 104 to 703 code for a protein of 199 amino acids. The record is from RefSeq and is a predicted model, not a curated record. Lineage: Eukaryota; Viridiplantae; Streptophyta; Magnoliopsida; Fabales; Fabaceae. The transcript is spliced from 2 exons.
AUAGGUAGUAGCAAGUGUUUUAGUUUUAUGUAGUAGAAGCGUUUUCCUCAUCGCACUAGCUAUCACAAUUCACAUUCCUUCUGGUAUAAUUCAGUUGCAAAAAAUGGUGCUGUUGCCCAAGUUCUCUCUGCUCUUGUUGGUUCUUCUUUCUUCGUAUGUUAUUCUCUUGAUAAAUAAUCAAGUUAAAUGUGAUGAUGAUGAAGAUAAUCUUUAUCAGGGUAUCAACAAGUAUCGAGCAUCAUUAAACUUGAAACCUCUUACAAAAAAUAAAAAUGCAGAUUGCCUUGCUGAUAAAUUAGCUGACCAAUUCAAGAAACAACCAUGUACAAAUACCACAGGUGCUAAUACAGUACCAGGUACAGAACCUCAAUUCUCCAACUACCCUGACCUUUUAGCUAAAUGCAACUUGGCUAUUUCUGACACAAGAGAUGGAGAAGUUAUGCCUGCUUGUGUUCCUGGCCUGGCUCCGAACCUUGUCCUCGCUAACUUCACGAAGUCUCUCUACUCGGAGAAUCUCAACGACACGCAGUUUACAGGAAUUGGUAUUGGUUCAGAAGAUAACUGGAUUGUUGUUGUCUUGACCACUAACACUCCUGCAGGAAACUUUGCUCCCGAUACUUCUAAUGCUGCCAAUUUGAUAUCCAAAGUUGGAAUGAUUUACUGCUCAAUGCUCUUGUUAGCAUGCAACAUUUUCCUGUUAUGAACCUAGAGGAUGGCUAUUGACAUCGCUUCAUUGUUACAAUUUUGUUACCAGACAGAAACCCAUGGUAUAAUGCCACAAAGGUUUUACUUGAAUAAGGUUAAAAUGGAAUUAAUGAAGACAACUACUUUUCAAGUGUAAAACUGAGAGAUCCUUGUGUUACUGUUGUUUAAUAAUGUAUUUGUCUAUUGAAUGCUAGAGUAAGAAAAAUAGGAGUGUGUUGUUCCCAAAGGGUUGUUAUUGUUGUCAUUGUUAUCAAUAAUAUCAUUUAUGAGCUUCAAAGUUCA